AUGCCCACUCCACGAACUCGGCGAUCCGCCACUCCUCGCAAAAUUCGUGCUGACGAUCUACAGCGCAAAGUCAAGGUUGUCACUGAACAACACAUCAUUGACAAGCCUGCCAUCGAAGGCUUCCCUAUGCGAGAAUGGAGCUUGAAGAUCUUCUUGAUUGACGAGGACGGCACUGAGCGCCCUGCCGACGUCUUCACCAAGGUCGUCUACAACCUGCACCCGACCUUUGCGAACCCCGUCCAGACCUUUGUCAAGCCACCCUUUCUUUGCUCGAAUGAGGGUUGGGGUGAGUUUGAUUUCAGCAUCGACUGCUACACCACCGAGAAGACCAAGCUUGCGCCAAUCAUCCAGGACCUUAACUUCGGCAAGAACAAGUACGAGGUCGUCCACAACGUCACCUUCAAGAACCCCUCCCAAUCCCUGCAGGAGCGCCUGCGUGAGACGGGUCCCCUGCCCACCGACGACGACCACCGGCCCAAGAAGAAGGGCCUUGCCAUCAAGAGGAGCGCCCAGAAGUUUGACUAUGAGAAGAUUGCCGAGGCCCUGGAGAAGCUUGAGGAGGAGGACUUGCUGCGUGUCAUCCAGCUCAUCAACGAAAACAAGGGUCCCGACACGUACAUAAGGAGUGAUGUGGAGGUGGAUGACUUGACUCAAGCCGGAGAGUUCUCGAUUGAUCUCUACACUAUGCCGGAAUUACUCUCGACUAAACUCUGGGACCACCUGGUGAGCCUUCCUUGA
Ilyonectria robusta is the source of this 738-nucleotide messenger RNA. RefSeq names its product yeats family-domain-containing protein. The transcript is spliced from 4 exons. Gene Ontology annotation, cellular component: NuA4 histone acetyltransferase complex; Swr1 complex. Gene Ontology annotation, biological process: chromatin remodeling; regulation of transcription by RNA polymerase II. The record is from RefSeq and is a predicted model, not a curated record. Gene Ontology annotation, molecular function: histone binding. NCBI's taxonomy places the organism in Eukaryota, Fungi, Ascomycota, Sordariomycetes, Hypocreales, Nectriaceae. Bases 1 to 738 code for a protein of 245 amino acids.